AUGAAUGAAGCAAAAUUCCAAGAAUCUAAAAAUUGCCUUAAAAAUACUUUAAAAAUCCUAAAAAAAAUAUUAGAAUCAGUAGAAGAUAAUAAUGUAGACAUUAGUUCAAUUAAUGAUCUUAAGAUUUUGCUAAAUAAAGUAAAAAAUAAUUGUGAGUAA
Messenger RNA from Vairimorpha ceranae, 159 nucleotides. RefSeq lists its product as hypothetical. The coding region runs from base 1 to 159 and encodes 52 amino acids. The record is from RefSeq and is a predicted model, not a curated record. The transcript has a single exon. NCBI's taxonomy places the organism in Eukaryota, Fungi, Microsporidia, Nosematidae.